AUGAGAUUGAGAAUCAUCCAAGGAAUUCAGCAGACUUUCUUGAUUUCCCUUUGGACGUUGAUAAGUCGAACUAUCGUUGGAUUGUGUUCCGUCAUCAAGAGUUUUAUUCAACGUACCCACCAAAUCUUCAGAUUGCCAGUGCACUCAAACACCACCACCACAGUCUCAACAACAAACGUCGACGACCCCCACCCCCACCAGCAGCAGCAGCACCAGCAACAUCAUCGGUUCUUGAAAGUGAAUAUGUCAAAUAACUCAAGUACCACCAAAUCUCCUACUUCAAAUUCUGGAACACGUCCUCAAAGAUCUCAAACUACUGCCAACAAUCAACCCAAUCGACCUAGGCCCCCAAUCAGGAUGCAAUCAACUCAGCUUGCAUCAACUUCAACUAGUAGUGGAGGAGGCGGUAGUGGUCUUCUACUCAGGCUAUUUCAAUCCGAAUAUUUCAACGUUCAUUUGGCUAUCGCUUACCUCAAGAAUUACCCCGAGUCGAUUGGUAUAACUUAUUAUCUUAUUGACAGGCUAAAUAAAUUUCCAGAGAAGGAUAUCGAGUUUUAUUGGCCUCAGCUUUGUCAUCUCUUGAUCAGCCGUCCGACUGAGAGCUUUGCAUUGGAGAGCUUCUUAAUCAAAAAAUGCCACGAUUCAACUCAUUUGGCGAUGAAGACUUUAUGGUAUCUUCAAUCGUCCCUUUCAGACCUCUCAUCAGCUCCAAACACUCGAUCAUUUGCAAUCUGUCGUCGCACGUUUAACAAAGUUCAAUCUAUCAUUUUUUCCGACCCUUUACUCGAACUGCUCACUCAUCAACGACAAGAAGACCCACGGAUCACAGGCAUACGGACAGGUAUGACUAAUGGGGCUAAUUUGAUCCCCAAAUUCAAACCAGAUGCACCUGACCCUCAUCCUUCUAAACCUGCGACGGGUUAUUUACGUCAAAUCAAGAAGCAAGCCUUAGCCGAAUUAGCUAAGCUCAAGGGUGGCAAGAUCAGUGAAAAAGUCUUACCGACGACUGUUGGCUUGGGUUUGAUGCUCGGUGGGAUUGCUUUACCUCAGAUGACAAAUCAAUUAGGCAUAGUACCAAUAGAGCAAAGUCGGAAUUAUGAGGAUGUCUUGAAUAUUCAUCAGCCUAGGAAAAACAAGAAACAGAUCGAACCGGAUAACAGUGCUAGCGAGGAAGAAAUUGAUCGAUUUACCAAUUCAGACAAACCAGCCGUUCCACCCGUCUCAACCCACAUCUCAACUAAACCCAAGAUUAAAAUGAAUCAUCAAACCAUGUCUGCCGCCUCUGCAAGGAACAUCAGAGGUAAAGGAACAUCCCCGAUUGACUACACUCCGGGAGCUCCCUUAACACACACACCUAUGACUUUGUCAAUCUCAAGCUCAAGUUCUUCAGCUGCCACACCUUUAUCGGUCGCAUUGUCACCAGACUCGCAAACAAAUCCGCUAUCCCCGUCUCGUUCUUCUAGAUCCUUUAGUCAAGAAGCGUUGGAGCUCGUACCUCCUCUCUCGAAGCCAUCCAUCCUCACCGCGCCGCCCAGCGAAGGACUGUUCCCUGGUACAAGCAAGUUGAGAUCAAUUGAAGAUGUAAUACAUGAUGAAUUGAACUUCGGACCUAGUCGCCCUAACCCGCCAGACGAAGGGAGAUCAACUCCAGCCCCAUCCCCUAUACCCCACUUCUCUUCUCGUACUCGCAUUCCACCCGCCUCCUCACAAUCGGUUCCAUCCUUGCCCAAUGCCUUGGCAAAGUCAAAGUCAGAUAUUCCAUUUGGAUCCAAUCGACACAACUUUCAUCACAUCAAUCGACCCAAUCCUGACGCACGAAAUCAGAACACUCUUAUCUCUUCCCUAGCGAUCGACCCAAGCUCCAUUCCUUCCCACGUAUUGGAUCAAGUUUUGAAAUCGCAAUCCAUGAGAUCUCAACUAGACCUGAUCACUAAUCUACAAGAUAUUUCGACGAGAUUGGUGAUUGUACCAAAGAUGGCUAGACUGUCGGCAUUACGGGCAGAGCUGACGGUUUUAAACCAUAGCCUUCCCAAAGGUUGCUGUCUAGGAAUGUAUUGUAAAGGUGAACAUGUGGAUGGGCAAGAGGAUGAAGAGAGUGAAAGUCACGCUCACCCUGCUCUUCCGUCUCCAACAAUGGUCGGUGACACCAAACAGCCUUCGAAUCGACGAGCACACCAUCGGAUCGUUCGAAUCUCCCCCAAUGAAUCGGUGGUCUUGAACUCAGCUGAUCGAGCACCUUUCUUAAUCCAUGUCGAAGUUCUUGAAGAUCAUCUUGACUUUGAUCCCGAGCGACGAUCAAAUUAUGAAGACCUUAGGAAAGCCCUUAGUAACUCGGCUCUUUCUAACGAUAGUACCUUGCCGUCUCGUCGUCAGCAGAAUCUAUCAGUCGGUAAUAAUGGAACGUUCCCAGUCCUUCAGCGGCAAGAGAGUCAUAAUGAUACUCUUGGUUCGUCUCAGAGCACGAGUUCUUCUAAACCUCUUUCAAGGAACUCCAGUACUUCAGGAUUAAGCUCAGAUGCAAAUCAGACCCUUGGUCGAUCGAAGUCGCCCUUUGAUUCCUCUGGCUCGGUGAAUCAGCUUCAAGGCGAAUCCCAGCAGAGGAUUCUUUUAAAAUCUUCUGACUCCAAACUAAUGGGUCGUAGAUCGAGUUUGUCUCCUUGUCUCGAAGUUUGCUCACCGAUUGACAAGACACUCGCAAUCAAUGGAUCACUUUCUGGAGAGGCGCCCAGUAUUGCAUCUUCAAGUAAAGAAUCCAUUGCGGCAGGCAGCCUACUUGCCUCGCGUGAUCUUAUUUCUGAGCAGGAGAUGCAGGAUUUGAUGGAAGAAGAAGUCGAUCUCGUAGAGCAAGUUUACGGGGAUACAGAAGAUGGUAGAUUAAGUUCAAAGGCGAUUUAUGAGAAUGGUGAACAACUCUUACUCUCUUCAUUACAGUCUGAAAGGAAUCAUCUACCUUCGAGUUUACAAAACAAAGCAUUGGAUGAAGAAGCAUGGAGACGAGUUGAAGCUAAACGUCGCGAGUCAUUAGGAAUUGGGACUUCCAAAUUAACGAUUAGUAAACAAGAGGAAACCGAUCUUCGUAAUUCUCCUUCGAUUAUCGUUAAGAGCCCAACCAUCAGUCUUUUGAAUGGGAUAGCUGGAUCGACUAGUCAACUAUUCAAUUCGACUGCUUUGACAAAAUCGAGCCAAAAACCUAUACAGAAUAUCGAACCAGCGAGUCGCUCAUCUACUCCUCGUAAGCCAAUCACGUUGGAUGAAUACGCUGAGAGGAUGAGGAUGGCAGCCAUCAUGCUUGCACAAUUGAAUGCAUCUCAAAUACCUUCACAACAACUUUCGAUGACAUCUUCUAGUGCAGCUGGAAUGGUCGUGGGUGGUGCGAUCGGAUUGGGAGCUGGAUUUGUUGGUGUGACUGUGGGAGCUGGUUUAGGAGCAGUGGUGAGUCGGUUGGCUACUAAUAGUGGUCAACAAGUCAUCACUUCACCAAUUGGACGGACUAAGGUUUUAUCAAAGCCUGAUACAUCGGUGGUGGGUCAAGGGGGAAGUGGAGUGACCAAAAGAUUGGAUACGACACAUGCUGCCAGUGGAUCCCAAGAUGCACCUAAACCGAACGAGAUCGCCAAUGCAACAGACGCCAAUCAACCACCAACAUCCAACAUGAACUCUGGAGUACCAAGACAUAAAGUAUUAACACCACUUCAAAGUCAAGCUAUCAAAGACAAAAUCAUGGCAGAGAUGAUGGCAUUAGAAGAAGAAAGAGUAGAACGAAUGAAAAUGGAUAAAGGAGUAGGAGAACGAAAAGCGUUUGGAUUUGAAGAUAUAACAGAUGAAGCAGUUGUCAUGAAAGCUGUCAAUGAAGAUGAUCCAUCAGGUAGGAUGUUGGGAGAAUCAUGGGAAGAAAAAAGGAAUCGAAUCAAAUUAAGUUCACCUUAUGGACAUCUUUCAAAUUGGAAUGUGUUUUCUGUUAUAGUGAAGACUGGAGCUGAUUUAAGACAAGAACAAUUGAUUACACAAUUGAUUAAAGAGUUUGGUAGGAUUUGGAAUGAAGAAAAGUGUGAUGUUUGGGUACGAUAUUAUCGAAUAUUGGUGACAGGUGAAAGUACAGGAUUGAUGGAGACUAUUGUGGAUGCAGUUUCAUUACAUUCGCUAAAGAAGGCUGCCUAUGCAAAGAUCUCACAGAGUGGAGAGGCUUUACCAAGUUAUACGAUUUAUGAUCAUUAUCUUGAAACAUACGGACAACCACAUACAAGUACAUUUAAAAAAGCACAAGACAAAUUUAUGAGAUCAUUAGUAUCAUAUUCGAUAAUUUCAUAUAUCUUACAAAUCAAAGAUCGACAUAAUGGCAACAUUUUGAUAGAUAAAGAAGGACAUGUGAUUCAUAUUGAUUUUGGAUUUGUUUUAUCGAAUUCACCUGGUAGUCUUGGAUUUGAAAUGGCACCAUUUAAAUUAAGUCAAGAUUAUAUUGAAUUAUUAGGUGGAAUCCAUCAUCAACAAGAGAUUGGAAAGAACAAAUGGAUAGAGUUUGUAGAAUUGUUUAAGAUUGCUUUUAAGAGUGUUAGGAAACAUGCAGAGAGGAUCAUUACGAUUGUAGAAUUAAUGCAAUCUGAUUCUAAAUUACCUUGUUUUGGUCAUGGUGAUUCAACCGUUAAGAUGUUAAGAGAAAGAUUUCAAUUAGCAUUAACAUCAGAUCAAUGUGAUGAGUUUGUAGAGAAAUUAAUCUUAAGUAGUGCUUCUUCUGUUUUUACAAAACUUUAUGAUUCAUUUCAAUAUUAUAGUCAAGGAGUAUUGUGA
Melampsora larici-populina 98AG31 is the source of this 4785-nucleotide messenger RNA. RefSeq lists its product as uncharacterized. NCBI's taxonomy places the organism in Eukaryota, Fungi, Basidiomycota, Pucciniomycetes, Pucciniales, Melampsoraceae. Gene Ontology annotation, biological process: phosphatidylinositol-mediated signaling; phosphatidylinositol phosphate biosynthetic process. Gene Ontology annotation, cellular component: cytoplasm; membrane. The transcript has 10 exons. Gene Ontology annotation, molecular function: 1-phosphatidylinositol 4-kinase activity. Bases 1 to 4785 code for a protein of 1594 amino acids. The record is from RefSeq and is a predicted model, not a curated record.